AUGUGGAGAUUAUGCCGAAAAUCUCCGAAGCAGAUUAGGAACUCGGUGGAGUCAUGUUUUAAAUCUGUGAAUGCUCGGCACUUCUCCGUUAGUUCGUUCCAGUCAGCUAAUGAUGAUGUAAUUUUAAAAUAUAAUCAGUCUAAAAUAUCAAUUUUUCUCCAGAAGACAGUGCUCAAAAGACAGGAAGUUCUCCAUCUUCUCGCCAAAGAUCAGCGAUUUGAAGAAAAGUUUUUCAACCAAGUUCAGCAGACAGUUCGAUAUUUUGCACAAAAACCGAACGAUCUGAAGAAAUUCUUCAAAAAAGACUCAAACAAUAGUUCUUCGGAAAAGAAAGAGUCAUCUUCGAACAAAGACAGCAGUGGCAAGAAAGGAGAAGACAAUAGCCCAUUUAAUCAAUUCCCGGGAGGAUGGCAGCAAAUUGCAGUGUCAGCGGGUAUCCUCAUUGCUUUAUAUUUGUUCAUGGACUAUCAAUCAUAUCGUGAGAUUUCCUGGAAAGAGUUUUACAGCGAUUUCUUGGAGCCCGGACUUGUGGAAAGACUUGAAGUAGUCGACAAACGAUGGGUCAGAAUCGUCAGUUCGUCUGGAAAGUAUGCAGGACAAACAUGCUAUUUCAAUAUUGGAAGCGUAGACAGCUUUGAACGCAGUCUAGGUGCAGCUCAACAUCAUCUCCAAUAUGACGCAGAUCGCCAGAUUCCAGUUCUAUACAAAUCAGAGUUUAACUUCAAACGGGAAAUCCCAAAUUUGAUCAGUGUAGCGUUUCCACUAUUGUUCGGUUAUUAUAUCUAUCGAAUGCUGAAAGGAGGUGGAGCUGCCGGAGGCGCAGGAAGAGCCGGUGGUGGAGGACUAGGAGGAAUGUUUGGAGGAUUCGGACAAAGUACUGCUCGUCUUAUCAAUAAAGAAGACAUCAAAGUGAAGUUCUCUGAUGUUGCUGGCUGUGAAGAAGCGAAAAUCGAGAUUAUGGAGUUUGUCAAUUUUUUGAAAAACCCUCAACAAUACAAAGAUCUUGGAGCAAAAAUUCCGAAAGGAGCUAUUUUGACCGGACCACCUGGUACAGGAAAAACUCUUCUUGCUAAAGCUACUGCGGGAGAAGCCAAUGUUCCGUUCAUCACAGUUUCUGGAUCCGAAUUUCUGGAAAUGUUCGUUGGAGUAGGUCCAGCAAGAGUCCGUGAUAUGUUCUCCAUGGCUAGAAAAAACUCUCCAUGCAUCCUGUUUAUUGACGAAAUCGACGCAGUUGGUCGAAAGAGAGGAGGAAAAGGAGGAAUGGGAGGACACUCAGAACAAGAGAAUACGCUCAAUCAGCUUCUUGUCGAAAUGGAUGGAUUCACAACCGAUGAAUCUUCAGUUAUUGUAAUUGCAGCCACUAAUAGAGUAGACAUUCUUGAUUCUGCUCUUUUACGUCCUGGACGUUUUGAUAGACAAAUCUAUGUUCCAGUCCCGGAUAUCAAAGGUCGUGCUUCCAUCUUCAGAGUUCAUCUUGGACCGUUGCGUACUUCUCUCGAUAAAACAGUGUUGUCCCGAAAACUUGCUGCUCACACUCCAGGCUUUUCUGGUGCUGACAUCUCCAACGUAUGCAAUGAAGCAGCUUUGAUUGCUGCCAGAGAUGCGAACGACGAGAUCUCUAACAAACAUUUCGAACAAGCUAUUGAGCGUGUGGUAGCUGGAAUGGAGAAAAAGACACAAGUAUUACAAAAAGAGGAGAAGAAAACAGUGGCAUAUCAUGAGGCCGGUCAUGCGAUCGCAGGAUGGUUCCUUGAAUACGCUGAUCCACUUCUGAAAGUUUCAAUCAUUCCACGUGGAAAAGGAUUGGGUUAUGCGCAAUAUCUGCCAAAAGAGCAAUACUUGUACUCAAAGGAACAAUUACUUGACAGGUAUUCGUUGAAAAAACUAUGUUCUAAUCAUCGAAUUCUACUUUUUCAGAAUGUGUAUGACUCUCGGAGGACGUGUGGCGGAAGAAAUUUUCUUUGGAAGAAUCACAACUGGUGCUCAAGACGACUUGCAGAAAGUAACUCAAAUGGCUUACUCUCAGGUAGAAGACAUGUUGUGAAGUUUGGAAUGAGCGAAAAGGUUGGACCACUCUCCUUUGACACACCGGCUCCGGGUGAGAUGGCGUUUGACAAACCAUAUUCUGAAGCGACCGCGCAACUGAUUGAUCAAGAAGUUAGAGAUUUGGUGACGAAUGCUCUCAAAAGAACUCGUGAAUUGCUCCUGAAGAAGUAUGAUGAUAUUGAGAAAGUAGCUCUGAGGCUCCUUGAGAAAGAGAUUCUCAAUCGCGAGGACAUGAUUGAGCUACUUGGAAAACGACCGUUCCACGAGAAGAACACAUACGAAGAGAUGGUUUCGGGCACUGGUGGACUGGAUGAGAAUGUGGAAUUGCCGAAAGGUCUUGAGAAUUGGAAUAAGGAAGGUGAAAAAAAUGAGAAGAGCGAGAAAAAGAAAGAAGAAUGA
Messenger RNA from Caenorhabditis briggsae, 2445 nucleotides. RefSeq names its product Protein CBR-SPG-7 (gene Cbr-spg-7). The record is from RefSeq and is a predicted model, not a curated record. Gene Ontology annotation, cellular component: m-AAA complex; membrane. Gene Ontology annotation, molecular function: zinc ion binding; metalloendopeptidase activity; ATP hydrolysis activity. Gene Ontology annotation, biological process: mitochondrial protein processing; protein-containing complex assembly. The coding region runs from base 1 to 2445 and encodes 814 amino acids. Lineage: Eukaryota; Metazoa; Nematoda; Chromadorea; Rhabditida; Rhabditidae. The transcript has 8 exons.